ACAGCAUUGCUGUUAUACCUCACCAUACCUGUCACUGUUGCAACCGCAGAGCGCUCAUUCUCCAAGUUCAAGUUGAUAAAGUCUUAUUUAAGGAGCAGCAUUGGACAAAGGCUCAGUGGGUUGGCUAUGCUCUCAAUAGGGAACAGCAGAGUCAGGAUUUGGACUUGAGCCUCAGAGUCAUUCAUUGUCAGAUUUAGGUUAUGUGAAGUACAAUAUGUGGUAAGCAGUUCCAUCUAGAUGAUCCUGGCCUGCACACCUGAAUAGACCCCACUCAUAUUAGCCGCGCUGUCGUAACCCUGCCCCCAACACUUGCUCAGGUCAAAUCUGUUACUCACUAUGCUGUCCAGGAUUUUCUUUUGCAGCUCAUAUUCUGAUGUGUCCACCGUUUCCUUGAAAUUCAAGCAUGUAAUGUCACCAUCCACAACCGCUGUCGAGACACUUUACCGAACUGUGCCAAAAUGAAACAGAGGCAGCAGAAGACAGCCCUAAUGCGGAAUAACUCAGCCCUGCAGAGUGUCACACUUCGCACAAAAAGUGUAGGAAUGCGCGAGCGUCCGAGUUCAGCCAUCUACCCUUCCGACAGCCUCCGACAGUCUCUGCUAGGAUCCCGCCGUGGUCGGUCCAACCUUUCCCUGUCCAAGAGUGUCUCCACCAACAACAUUGCAGGAACCCUUAAUGACGACUCUCCCCUGGGGUUGCGCAGGAUCCUGUCUCAGUCCACAGACUCCCUCAGCUUCAGGAACAGAGCUAUGUCAAUGGAGUCUCUCAAUGAUGACGGAGAUAUUUACUACACUUCAGUGCUGGAGGAGAUGGAGCUCGAGGGCCAGGACUUUAAGGCUGACUCAUGGAGCAUGGCCGUGGACAGCAAUUACUUGCAGUCACAGAGCAAAAACAUAAUCAAGAGGCAGGAUGUCAUCUAUGAGCUGAUUCAGACAGAGGUGCACCACAUGCGAACCCUGCGCAUCAUGGAACGGAUAUUCCAGCAGGGCAUGCUGGAGGAGCUUCAGCUGGACCCCAGCAUUGUGCAUACCAUGUUACCCUGCCUGGACCAGCUGACCAGCAUACAUUCCCAUUUCCUGACACAACUUCUCCUGCGCCGCAACAACAGCCUACAGUCUGAAUCUAGUUGCAACUUCACCAUUCACCAUCUGGGGGACAUACUACUCGAGCAGUUCUCAGGUCAGUGUGCAGAUGACAUGCGAAAGACCUACGCUGAGUUCUGUAGCCGCCACUUGAAGGCUGUCAAAUUGUACAAGGAACUGCUGGCCAGAGACAAGAGGUUCCAGUGCUUCAUACGGAAGGUGAGUCGAGGACCCUGGCUACGGUGCCAUGGUGUUCAGGAGUGCAUCUUGUUGGUGACUCAGCGAAUCUCCAAGUAUCCUGUCCUUAUUCAGCGCAUUCUGGACAACACCACCGAUGAUGAAGAAGAAGCCUCUUUAUUGGCCCAGGCUCUUCUGAUGGUCAGAAAACUUCUUAGUUCAAUAGACCAACAGAUGGAGGAACUGGAGAAGACGCAGCGGCUGCAGGAGAUCCAGGCCAGGUUGGAUCCACGGGCUGAGGCCAGAGUAAGAGAUGGUAGACUUUUCAGGCAAGGAGAAUUGCUCCGCCGGAGCCUUGUCCAUGAAGGGACCCUGUUCUGGAAAACACCAGGAUCCCGGCUCAAAGAUGUACAGGUGUUACUGAUGACAGACAUCCUGGUAUUUCUGCAGGAGAAAGACCAGAGGUACAUCUUUCCUUGUCUGGACAAACCUCCAGUGCUGUCCCUUGAGAACUUAAUGGUGAGGGAUAUAGCCAAUCAGGAGCGAGGCAUGUUCCUCAUCAGAGACUCCACCCCUCCUGAGAUGUAUGAGUUCCACGCUGCCUCCAAGGAGGACAAGAACAUCUGGAUACGCCACAUCCAGCACGCCGUCAGCAAGUGCCCAUCAAGAGAGGAGUUCCCCCUCAUAGAGACUGAACACAAGGCCCACCUGAGAAGACUCAAAGCUGACCUCCAGCAGAAGGACAGGGAAAUGCUGGAGCUUCUGCAGGAGAGGGUGACUCUAUUCUGUGAGCUGGCAGAGGUGACAAGUUGUGAAGAGGGCCUACAGCCUCCCAUCACUCGUUACUUGUUCAGGGCAGACACACCUCAAGCUCCCCGUGCAGAGAAAUUCCUACUGGAUGCCACAGCUGAGGUGGACAGGUUGAGUGAGCUCCUUCUGGGCUGCAGUGUGGAAAUCCCUCUUCCUUGCCAUCACAACCACAUGGAGGCUGUAGAAACCAGUGAUCAGGAUCUUUUAGUCAAUGGAGCACAUGAUUCCCCUGCAGCAAAGGAUUGCUCGAGGAGUGAAGACAAGCCACCAUCUGCAGAGAUCUGUCAGCGGCUGAUGAAUCUCAGUGUUUAUCUCCACGCACUCCAGGGUGCUGUCAUCAAACAAGACUCCAUCUUGGAGCUGCUGCUGCAACCACAGGAUGCUUCAGCACCAGCUACAGGAGGUGUAAGGCGUCCUCUCUGGCGAGAUGGAAGUCGGGAGGCCAGUGUGGGGUCAACCAUUGGGGAGUUAGCUCUUUUGCAGAGACAACACAGCCUGCUGCAGGAGGAGCUGCUGAGGCUGCGGGAUGCUGAGAGUCGGUUCAAGGACAGCGAGAAGGCCCGGGCCAAGCUAGAGAGGCAGGUCCGACACAUGAAGGUCUGCAGCGGGGCUUCACCUGCCUCCCAGCAGCUGGGAGAGCAGGAAUCUCAAUCAGGAAGAGAGGUCUCAGCUGGAGAUGACGCCCAGUGGGACAGCCAGGAACCUGUCCACCAAACAGAUGGCCUCCAGGACAGCAGUGAUUUGGAAGUAGACAUUAUGUCAGAUGAUGAUGGGACGGCAUCUGAAAGCUCAGGCAAAGAUCUUCAAGAUAUUCCAGAGGAGUUCUGAUCCUUGGCAUGUUUUUGAUUAUGAUACAAAUUGAUUAUGAUACAAAUUGACUGACUCCAACAGUAGACCACUAUACCAGAAAGCACAACAAUGCGCAUGUCUAACUUUUCUGCAAGUCUGAAUAUUAUUUAGCUGCUUUGCUUUUGAGUACAUGGCUUGUGACGGUUAGUUGUUUUAUUUUUCAGUUAUGCUUUGGAUUGUUUGGAUUUCUAUGAUUUACUUCCGUCACUUGACCAAAGGGUUGUGGAAAACCGAUGGACAUUGCAAAUAUGUAACUCUGUUAAAUCUUUAGAUUUGACUAAAUGACCAUUAGGACUGAUGGUUAGGGCUGCUACUCUUUUCAACAUAUGCAUUUGUAUCCCCCACAAAAAUCAAGGAAUGUAUCAGUGUUUAGUUUAUAUAUUGAAGAAUAUCAACAAUACAAAAAAAGCUGGGUGAAAACUGGAUUUUAAAAAUACAAUUUGCACCUUUGUAGCUUAUAUACAGGUUUUAAUGGCGUUUAACAGACUCUAGUGCUUUACUGUGAACUGAGUUGAUGGACAGUGUCUUCCUGCUGUAUGACAAACAACAACCUUGAUGUGAGUUUGGUUUAAAUUGUGCUGCUCCUUUUGAAAUGUGUGUAUUUAUCUUUGAGAAUUUUUAAAAGCUAAAAAUGAUGUGCCCUACAAACAAACCACAUCAGGAGAAAAAAAGUAUGUGUUUAUAUGAAUUACCAGAAAGAUCACAUAUACAGCAACCUGUACUGAAAUACCAGAAAAAUAGUUAACCAGCACAAUCUAAAGAAAUCUAAUACAACUGCCAUGCAAUAAAUCCUGCUUUUUAUGAUGCUUAUAGUACAUGUCACAAUGGAGCUAAUAUUGUCAAAAAUGCAAUAUUAUUCUUAUCAGUCUCAUCCAGAAGAAUAGAUUUUUUUAUAUUAAGUGAUAAUCAUCUGUGGAGGUUCUGCCCUAACUUAGAAUUUGGACAUGAAUGAUAAUAUUCACCUGUGCAGAAUGCAAACUGCAACUUCUUCAUCUUCUUCAAACAAGUAAAACAAGUUUACAGGCGCAUUACCACCAACAGCUGGAAUGUUUUUAGUGGUGAAUUGUGGGAUAUGCUUGGCUCUGAAUAGCACUUCAAAGUGGUAUCAAGAGAGAUGUGCAUCAAGUGCAGAUUAAGUGGACUGAGUGCUGGCAUAAUUCUGAAAUGGGGCUCACUUGCCUGCUACCUGUCGACACAUUAACACGUACUUAUGUGCUCAAAACUCUAAGUGUGGAUAUUGGGUACCAAAGUCACACUGCUCCCUCUUUUGUUCCUGACAGAGUCAUAAUUCAUGCAGCCACUAGAGGUCCUUUUUGGGAAUUGAAAUGACAAAUGCUUGUUAUUCUACUGAGGACAACCUUCUCCCUUAACAGCUGAAAUACACCAGGCAUGGACACAAGCAUCACAUAGGAAGGGCGGAGUGGGUUUUUUUCACCUGCUACACCAACUGUGUCAGCUUCACUGCAUGUGUAUUGAGUUUUGCCAAGUGAUAAUGCAGUUGGUUAUGCAGGGUUUGGAAGUGUAGGCUAUAUUGACUGGUACUGAAUUCAUUUACAAGAUUGUUUCAACUACAGGAUCAUGGACACUAGGGGUGUGCCCGAAUACAAAUACAUUAUUCAGCAAAGCACAAAUAGUGGGUUUUUUACGAAUA
This is a messenger RNA of Thunnus maccoyii (southern bluefin tuna), 4569 nucleotides long. It is a transcript of the gene arhgef2a, whose product is annotated as Rho guanine nucleotide exchange factor (GEF) 1a. Gene Ontology annotation, biological process: regulation of Rho protein signal transduction; cell morphogenesis; actin filament organization. Gene Ontology annotation, molecular function: microtubule binding; guanyl-nucleotide exchange factor activity. The record is from RefSeq and is a predicted model, not a curated record. Gene Ontology annotation, cellular component: cytoskeleton; ruffle membrane. Bases 459 to 2897 code for a protein of 812 amino acids. The transcript has 22 exons. Lineage: Eukaryota; Metazoa; Chordata; Actinopteri; Scombriformes; Scombridae.